Messenger RNA from Aspergillus ochraceoroseus IBT 24754, 2267 nucleotides. RefSeq lists its product as uncharacterized. NCBI's taxonomy places the organism in Eukaryota, Fungi, Ascomycota, Eurotiomycetes, Eurotiales, Aspergillaceae. Gene Ontology annotation, cellular component: chromatin. Gene Ontology annotation, molecular function: DNA-binding transcription factor activity, RNA polymerase II-specific; RNA polymerase II cis-regulatory region sequence-specific DNA binding; zinc ion binding. The transcript is spliced from 9 exons. Bases 162 to 2246 code for a protein of 694 amino acids. The record is from RefSeq and is a predicted model, not a curated record. Gene Ontology annotation, biological process: DNA-templated transcription; regulation of transcription by RNA polymerase II.
CUUUGCCUUUUCUCGACUUCUUCAUCUCUCUUGGGUUUAAAAGGUGGUGUUCAUAUCGCCAUUUUCUCGGUUCCAGAAACACCCAAUCCUUGGGAUAUAAUUUCCAUGGUUUCCUCUAAUUUUCCUCCGCUCUCCUCCCCGAUGCAUCCCAGAUUAUCGUCAUGAAGCCAAGUAAGCAUUUCUGCUGUACAAUCUGCCAACGAGGUUUCACACGCAUUGAUCAUUUGAAACGACACCAUCUGCGACACUCCGGUGUGAAGCCUUAUUUGUGCACUUUUUGCAACGAAGCUUUUGCUCGCUGUGAUAAUUUGCGUGAUCAUUACCCAGAUUGCGCCAAACGUGGGGACCGUCAAAUUCCCGAAACUGGACAGAGAGGUAGACGACGACAUGCAUGCCAAUCAUGUACCUCCAUGAAGUUGCGCUGCGAUGGGCAGACGCCUUGUAGCUCCUGUGUGAAGAGGAACCUGGAAUGUAGUAAGGACUGGACAAGUCCAGCCGCCAGCAACGACCUUAACUUCAACUCAAAUUCCCCCGUAGUUCCAGGUUCUCCAUCGGUGAAAAAUGAGGGUUAUGACCGACCUUCGGACCGGGGAUCGAUCAAAUUUUUGCUGAAUAGAGGCACGGAAAGUUUCACAGAGGAUUUUCUCCUACCUCCCCGGAGUGAUCGAACUCGUGGCCUCGACUACCAUCACCAAAAAGAGGAAGCGGAGAGUUCCAUGCUGCCAUACCACCUAAAAGAUGACCCUACAAGCUGGAACCCAGCAUUCCUCGAAUCAGAACCAACCGCUCUCUCUUUCUUUCAGGAUACCUUCCUCGACUUUUUCAAUGGUCCAUUCGGCGACCUCCAUAAAUCUGUAGGCGAUCCAUAUGCAGGCGGAAUGGCUGGCUACCAGGCCACCCUCCUUCCUGAACAAAAUCAUAGCUUGGGAUAUCCAGGGCAGCAACCAUAUGAACCCGAGAAACCGUUUGCGACUGCCAUGAUUCAGGCGAUUAUAUCAAGGGCUUGGUUGGUGCCUUUGGACGCAAAGCUCCAUGAGGAAAUCUCAACCAGUCUCACAUUUCUCCUAAGAACAUGGCGAAUUCGGAAGUUUAUUUCGCUCUAUUUCAAAUACUGGCAACCAAGCUGCACAAUGAUACACUGCCCGUCUUUUGAUCCUGAAACCGUUUCUCUACCUCUUCUCGCGUCCGUCAUUUUCAUGGGCGCUAUGUACUCCAAGGACGAGCGAGAGCUUUACAUUGCAAAGCGCGUGCUUGACUUCGUCGAACUUUUCGUCUUCUCAAGCGAGCUCUUUUCGUGUGAAUCUGAAAUUGCCAGGACAAUUUGCGGAGACCGGAAUCCAGACCAUGGGGCCCUCGACUGGCCUCAGUUUCAAAACUUCCAAGCCGGAUUUCUGAUGGUGGUCGUGCAAUACUGGGCUGGGGGACGCGUCUCUCGAAACCGAGCAAUGGAAAAUCGAUUUAGUGAAAUUAUCAAGGUUGCUCGCCGGAUUGGAUUGAUUAGAUAUCAUCACAACCCGGAGGAUAGUAUGGACGAAACCAUAUGGAUUCAAAGGCAGUGCCGUAUCCGGACCAUGAAUAUGGUUUCCCUCUUGGAUUGUGCCUUUUCAUUUUACCAAAACUACCCAUGUCACUUGACGCACACUGAAAGCCACUGGGAGUUCCCAUGUCUUGAAUCCACUUUUGCCUUGGAACAUCCAUUUACGGAUCCAGACUUCCAGGUCUCCAGGGGUAUCACCAUAGCCGAUGCCUUCGAUAGUUUAUUCGAGGAUUACAACGCCCAGGAAACUUCCCAGACCGCUUCAGGCAUACCGGCCUCGGAAAUCAUUGCAACCCUAACAGUGCUAGACAUGUUUAUUCUCAUCCACGUUCUAUACGCUUUCAUCAACACCCACAUGACUGUUCUGGCACCCUUAUUACGAUUUCCCCAGAGAUCCUCUACCAAAUCCGAGGCUGGCUCCGCGAGGUCGAGCAAAAGGCGACCUUCCCUGAUUCAGGAGGACUCGACGUUGACUGCCAUUCGAACGGCACUAUCGCGCUGGCGCGACCACUGGUUGGCACUCCGCAGCACCGUUUCCAGCCACGAAUGGGCGUCGAUGGGAUUCUUCAAGAACGGAUACAACUUCUGGCUUGUAUCCCAGCUCCUUAUUACCAAGAAGGAGAGCGUAGACGUGGUAAUGAAGAUGGAGGUGAGGUGCGAGGACAAGCUAGAAAAGCUGAAAGUCCUAUUGAAGGACGAGAACGACUGAUGGCCUUUACGCAACGAAUAU